AUGCCUCAACACUCCCGGUGGUCGGUCUCCGUACCCGAAGUCUCGAUAUCAACCUACAUUUUUGGGUCUCCCUAUUCACCUCUCAGCAACCAUGUUGCAUUUGUCGACAAUGACGACCCUUCGAGAUUGUACCUUACUUGGUCCACAUUACGGCACUGGUCCCAGCGCUUCGCUGCUGGGCUGAUCAAUGCGGGUAUACAAAAAGGGGACCGCAUAUUAGUUUAUAGCCCUAACAGUGUUUUUGUUCCGGUCCUUUUCCAUGGUACUAUCAUGGCCGGUGGAAUCUACAGCGCCGCCAACGCGAGGUUUGUGCCACGGGAGCUAGCAUAUCAGCUACAGACCACACAGGCAACAGUUUUGUUAGUGAGCCCUAGGAACCUGAAGAAAGCCCUAGAGGCGGCCAAAUAUGCAGGAUUAGCAAGGGAGAAGGUUUUUUUAUUCGACGAGGCGCCGUUACUCAAACAGGAUGGCGGAGAAGAUGACAAGGAGAGUGGUGUGAGACACUGGAAGUAUCUUAUUUCUUCGGAAGAAGUGGGUCGCCAGUUCCAGUGGGAAGAUAUCACUGGAGAGGAGGCGAAGAAACGCACUGUCGGCUUAUCGUUCUCUUCAGGAACCACAGGCCUUCCCAAAGGAGUUGAAGGCAGUCACUACAACCUAAUUGCUGGUAGCGUCCAAGCCGAAUACGUCAUGUCGCUCGACUCCAAAACGCGGACUCGCGAACUAGCAACUCAAAACUGCCGCUGGCUCUGUACGAUUCCUUUAUAUCAUGGACUUGGUCUCUUUUAUUUUAUGGUAAUUGCCCCAUCUCGCCGUAUCCCCACGUAUAUCAUGUCUCAGUACAACCUGAAUCGCAUGAUAUCAGCCAUAGAAAGACAUAAGAUCACUGAACUGCACCUUGUGCCGCCGAUCAUAGUCGAAAUGACACAACACCAAGGCAUCAGAAAUGGGCAGGUUGAUCUGAGCAGCGUGACUACGACGUUAUCCUGCGGAGCCCCUCUAGGUCCGGAAGUAUCUUUGGAGUACGAGAGAUUGUGGCCCGAGGGGGUUAUGAAUGUCAAGCAAGCUUUUGGGAUGACCGAAUUGUGCGGCAUCUCACUCGGUUGCGACCCUAACCUUCCUGCAGUGCCUGGUUCUGUUGGUGAGCCCAUGCCGAAUGUGGAGGUUAAACUUGUGGACGACAAUCACAAAGAGGUUACAACUGGAGACUUUGGGGAGAUGUGGGUACGGUCACCAAGCACCAUGAAAGGAUAUUGGCAAAAUUUGGAGGCAACUGAUGAUACCAUCACUGCAGAUGGCUGGCUUAAGACCGGCGAUAUUGCAGUCGUGGACCGAAAGGGCUGCUAUUAUAUCAUUGAUCGAAAAAAGGAACUCAUCAAAGUCAAAGGCAACCAGGUUGCACCCGCAGAGCUUGAGGCGUUGUUGCUUGACCAUCCAGCAGUGGCUGAUGUUGCUGUGAUUGGGGUGAAGAGUGACCAAGACGAAGCACCAAGAGCGUAUAUUGUUCCGGCGUCUCCUAUUAGUGAGAAGGAUAUUCACGACUAUGUGAACGAUCGAGUCCAAAGCAUCAAAAGACUACAUGGAGGAGUGUACUUCACGAGCACAAUUCCUAGGAACCCAAGCGGGAAGAUCCUUAGACGCUUGAUCCGCGACCAAGCGAAUUCAAAGAAGAUAGGGUUGAAGCCACAAUUGUAACAUUCACUUGACCAAGGGGCUUGAUGGACGGAGGUAUUGAGGGUGAUUGGCAGAUACAAAACGUUUUUGAGCGGAAUCGAAAAUGAUGGAGAUGCUGGACUGACACCGCAAAUGCCGUCUGUAAGGCCAACAUAUGCAGUUGAUAAUAGUAGUUUCUCAAUAUAUUCACGGUUGCAUGUACUGAGCAC
Messenger RNA from Boeremia exigua, 1880 nucleotides. RefSeq names its product putative 4-coumarate-CoA ligase. Gene Ontology annotation, molecular function: CoA-ligase activity. Bases 1 to 1692 code for a protein of 563 amino acids. The record is from RefSeq and is a predicted model, not a curated record. Gene Ontology annotation, biological process: secondary metabolic process. The transcript has 6 exons. Lineage: Eukaryota; Fungi; Ascomycota; Dothideomycetes; Pleosporales; Didymellaceae.